This is a messenger RNA of Solea solea (common sole), 1363 nucleotides long. It is a transcript of the gene rpl3, whose product is annotated as ribosomal protein L3. Bases 19 to 1275 code for a protein of 418 amino acids. Gene Ontology annotation, biological process: ribosomal large subunit assembly; translation. The transcript is spliced from 9 exons. Gene Ontology annotation, cellular component: ribosome; cytosolic large ribosomal subunit. The record is from RefSeq and is a predicted model, not a curated record. NCBI's taxonomy places the organism in Eukaryota, Metazoa, Chordata, Actinopteri, Pleuronectiformes, Soleidae. Gene Ontology annotation, molecular function: structural constituent of ribosome; RNA binding.
CUCAGGUAUAAAGGAGCGAUGAUCCCUCGAAUCAGGCCUCUUUCAAAUCGGACUGGAGACAAAAUGUCCCACCGAAAGUUUUCGGCUCCGCGCCACGGUUCCCUGGGCUUCCUCCCCCGAAAGAGGAGUCGCCGCCACCGCGGUAAGGCCAAGAGCUUCCCCAAGGAUGACCCGAACAAACCCGUCCACCUGACCGCCUUCCUGGGCUACAAGGCCGGCAUGACCCACAUCGUCCGUGAGGUCGACAGACCCGGAUCAAAGGUGAACAAGAAGGAAGUGGUGGAGGCCGUGACUAUCGUGGAGACUCCUCCCAUGAUGGUUGUCGGUGUCGUUGGCUACGUCAACACUCCCCGCGGUCUGCGUUCCUUUAAGACCAUCUUCGCCGAGCACAUCAGUGACGAGUGCAAGCGUCGCUUCUAUAAGAACUGGUACAAGUCCAAGAAGAAGGCCUUCACCAAGUACUGCAAGAAGUGGCAGGACGAUGACGGAAAGAAGCAGCUGGAGAAGGACUUUGCCGCCAUGAAGAAGUACUGCCAGAUCAUCCGUGUCAUCUGCCACACACAGAUGCGUCUGCUGCCCCUGAAGCAGAAGAGGUCUCACCUCAUGGAGGUGCAGCUGAACGGAGGAACAAUCUCUGAUAAGGUGGACUGGGCCCGCGAAAAGCUGGAGCAGGCUGUGCCCAUCAACACCGUCUUCACCCAGGACGAGAUGAUUGACGUCAUCGGUGUCACCAAGGGUCACGGAUACAAGGGCGUCACCAGCCGUUGGCACACAAAGAAGCUCCCUCGCAAGACCCAUCGUGGUCUGCGUAAGGUGGCGUGCAUCGGCGCGUGGCAUCCCGCACGUGUGGCCUUCUCUGUGGCCCGUGCCGGUCAGAAGGGCUACCACCACCGCACAGAGAUCAACAAGAAGAUCUACAAGAUCGGCCAGGGCUACCACACCAAGGAGGGAAAACUGGUGAAGAACAACGCCUCCACCGAGUACGAUCUGUCCAACAAGAGCAUCAACCCUCUGGGUGGAUUUGUCCACUACGGAGAAGUGACCAACGACUUUGUGAUGGUGAAGGGCUGUGUCGUAGGGACCAAGAAGAGGGUGCUGACUCUGCGCAAGUCUCUGCUGGUGCAGACCAACCGCCGCGCCAUGGAGAAGAUCGACCUCAAGUUCAUCGACACCACCUCCAAGUUCGGCCACGGCCGCUUCCAGACUGUGGAAGAGAAGAAGGCCUUCAUGGGACCACUCAAGAAAGACACAGUCACCAAGGAGGAGACGGCUUAAAGUCCACCAUGACGAACCAGAGAAUCUGCUGCGUCCACUCACCAUCACUGUGUGCAGAUUUAUUUAAUAAAAAAGAAAAUGGUUUUAA